Molecule: messenger RNA, 793 nt
Organism: Syngnathus typhle (broad-nosed pipefish)
Lineage: Eukaryota; Metazoa; Chordata; Actinopteri; Syngnathiformes; Syngnathidae
Product: claudin-like protein ZF-A89
Exons: 1
Coding region: 119-751 (210 amino acids)
Biological process (GO): bicellular tight junction assembly; cell adhesion
Cellular component (GO): plasma membrane; bicellular tight junction
Molecular function (GO): structural molecule activity
Source: RefSeq, a predicted model, not a curated record
CUGACAUGAUGCGACAUGCCCGGGUCGGGGGAGAGGCGGCCAGGUGUGUUUCGUGCUUAAAAGUGGCACUCCAGCCCCACUCGAGCACUUCUUUUCGAACUUCCAUCGGAUUUUGGAUAUGGUUUUGGAGCGCUUUCAGAUGCUGGGCACCGUCCUGUGCGUCCUGGGCUGGAUGGGAACCAUCAUGGUGUGCGCCCUGCCCCAGUGGAAGGUGAGGGUUUUAGCGGACCCCUUCAUCCAGACGAGGCAGGCCACUUGGGAGGGCAUCUGGAUGAUGUGCGUGAUCCACAGCACGGGACAGAUCCAGUGCAAGGUCUUCGACUCCACGCUGGUUCCGAGCUCCGAUAUCCUGACCGCCCGGGCCCUGAUCAUCGCCUCCAUCUUGCUGGGCACGCUGGCGUCGCUACUGUGCCUUGCGGGCGGCAAGUGCACCAACUGUGUGCGGGACCAGGGCACCAAGAUCAAAAUCUGCGUGGCCUCAGGCGUGUUCUUCAUCCUGGCGGGGGUGCUGUGCCUCAUCCCCGUGUGUUGGACGGCCAACAGCGUCAUCAGGGACCUUUCCCACCCGGGGACCUUUUCCCGGUACAAGACGAAGCUAGGGGCCGCCCUGUUCAUCGGCUGGGGGUCUUCGGGCCUGCUCAUAAUAGGCGGCGCCCUCCUCGGCAUCGCCUUCCUGUGCGCCAACUGCCAGCCCAAGGACGACUACCCCACCAAGUCCCCGCCCUCAUCUGCUCCCAACAACUUAACUUGAAGCCGGUCCAUCUGUUCUUUACUGUUGGUGUUAUUUUUAAUU